GCAUAUACAUCACUUUCAUCCCCCACCCUAUCCUCUCCCUCUCUUACCCCAAAACGAAACGAUAUAUAACUAACGGCCCAACAAACGUCGUCCGUUCCCUUUGCCAAAAGCCGUCAAACAUUUUCCCGUCCGGCGUUAUCAUCUGCCACGUAUCACAAACUUCGGCAAUAUAUAUUCCCCCCUCGCCCCCACUUCAUCACUCGAUCACACACUGCUAGUUUUCUCAUUUUCACCGUCGCCGAUCUCUCAACCAAACAGCUCCCCGCUUCUUCCUCUUCAUCUCCAUCAAUGGCGAAGGAUCCCGUCCGCGUUCUCGUCACCGGAGCUGCAGGUCAAAUUGGGUAUGCUCUUGUUCCCAUGAUCGCUAGGGGAGUGAUGCUUGGCACCGACCAGCCGGUGAUCCUCCACAUGCUUGAUAUCCCACCGGCAGCUGAGGCACUGAAUGGUGUCAAGAUGGAGCUGGUUGAUGCUGCCUUCCCACUUCUUAAAGGUGUUGUUGCUACAACUGAUGUUGUGGAGGCCUGCACCGGAGUCAACAUUGCAGUCAUGGUUGGUGGUUUCCCCAGGAAGGAAGGUAUGGAGAGGAAGGAUGUGAUGACCAAGAACGUCUCCAUUUACAAGUCCCAGGCUUCUGCCCUUGAGAAGCAUGCUGCUGCUGGCUGCAAGGUUCUGGUUGUUGCUAACCCAGCAAACACUAAUGCUUUGAUCCUGAAGGAAUUCGCACCAUCUAUCCCUGAGAAGAACAUUACUUGCUUGACUAGGCUGGACCAUAACAGGGCACUUGGUCAGAUCUCGGAGAGACUGAGUGUUCCAGUUUGUGAUGUGAAGAAUGUGAUCAUUUGGGGGAAUCACUCAUCUAGUCAGUAUCCUGAUGUCAACCAUGCUACUGUUGCCACUCCAUCUGGUGAUAAGCCUGUCCGAGAGCUUGUCAAGGAUGAUGUGUGGCUGAAUGCUGAGUUCAUCACCACUGUCCAACAACGUGGUGCUGCAAUCAUCAAGGCUAGGAAGCUCUCGAGUGCUCUAUCUGCUGCCAGCUCAGCUUGUGACCACAUCCGUGACUGGGUUCUUGGAACCACCGAGGGUACCUGGGUUUCCAUGGGUGUGUACUCUGAUGGUUCAUACAAUGUCCCUGCUGGGCUCAUCUAUUCCUUCCCUGUUACAUGUCAGAAUGGGGAAUGGAAGAUUGUGCAGGGACUUCCAAUUGACGAAUUCUCGAGGAAGAAGCUGGAUCUGACCGCAGAGGAGUUGAGCGAGGAGAAGGCACUGGCUUACUCUUGCCUUAAUUAGGUGCUGUGCGUGAGUGCAGCUGCGAUGCCCCCUCCCCCAUUUUAAGUUUCUCUACAACUGCAGGGGCAUGGCUACUAUUUUUGAAUAAAAAGCCUCUUUCGUGGUGUUAAUGAAUGCAAAGCCCGUCGGAUGAUGGGGAUCCUGUGAUCUGCUUUAGACGUUUGCUUGAGGGCUGGUGCUCUUUCAUGUGUAAUGAGGAUAUCUUAGAUUUAUAAGUGAAGAUUUGAGACUAUGCAGAAACUGUUGUAUUCAGAAUUUUGAUUUGGCAGAUAUAAUCUUCAACUGCUCCAACUAGUGUCCUGUUUUUGCGUGUGUUUGAUUU
Molecule: messenger RNA, 1609 nt
Organism: Linum tenue
Lineage: Eukaryota; Viridiplantae; Streptophyta; Magnoliopsida; Malpighiales; Linaceae
Source: the annotation of a GenBank genome assembly